UCAGAAGGACUAGACUGUGCAUUGUUGAGAAGAAAUGGAUUGAUUAGCCAAUAGGCCCAAUACUCCAUCGCUAAGCUGACGAUGCCGUUCGUCUCAGCUUCUAUAAAAUCUCCUUAUGGCAGGUCUUACAAUCACUUUGAGAUCCGCCUAGAAAUUUCGGAAGACAGAAGUAUCCCUCUCGAGAUUUCCUCCACUUGGCCACAAGAAAUUCAAAUUAUUUGAAAAGUACUAGUAGUUUGCUGGGAGAAGAGACUGCGAGUGCAAUGGGGGAGAAAACGAGUGGCAUGGUGUACCUUCACCAGUUCCCUCGCUGCACGAAGGGGCCUAAUAUCUCACCGUUCUGUCUGAAGAUGGAAACGUUCCUGCGAAUGGCCAAGAUUGACUACGAAGCAAUUGGGUCGUUGACGAUGGGGCCGAAGGGGAAAGUACCUUUCAUUGUUCUGGACGGAGAGACCGUGGCCGAUUCGGACUUCAUCAUUGAAUUUCUGAUAAAGCGCUUCAAUCUGACGAUGAAUGAUCACCUUGAUGAGAGGCAGAAAGCUGUCGCACACGCCAUGGAACAGAUGCUGGAAGAAAACACGAUUUGGACGCUGGGCUAUCACAUGCUGAACGACCGCUGCCUGGAGGAUACGCCGGGCCUGAUGUUCCUGAACCCGGGCAUGCUCAAGUCGCUGGCGUUCAAGAUGUACGGCAGCAUGCGUCUCUCAAAGAACCUGCACGCGCAGGGCAUGGGCCGACAUUCGGGCGACGAGGUGGCCACCAUCGUACGCAAGGACCUCGGCAGCGUGUCGACACUGCUCGGGAAGAAUCGCUACGUGAUGGGCGACAAGGUGACGACGUAUGACGCCGCGGUGUUCGCCCUUCUGGCCUCGUUCUACUAUACGGCACCGCUCUCGCUUCAGUACCAGCUGAUGAACGACGAGUACAGUAACCUGGGGGAUUACGUCAAGCGCAUGCGCGAGGAGUUCUAUCCGGAUUGGGACGAGCUGACGCUGAAGUGAUCUGCGACACUGAGCGCUGAUCCUGUUGUCUGCAUCAUGCCAUGCAUGGUCAUGCUAACAGCCGAUACUGAGCCUCUCCGGAGCCUCUUCUCCCUAAUGCGAGCAUGCAAACUGGCCAAGGCUCGCCUAGUACAUUUUGCCCAUGUCUUCACAAUUUCAGAAUAUAUUUGAACUGCUUUUGUCCAGGGUUUUGAAACUGACCUGUCACGAAUAUACAACAUGUAAUAGAAUAGCUGACUCAAAGGUUUUAUUAUUAGUAUUGUCAGAAAUGCCAUUUGUACUUGCCGCACUGGUAAUCAUUAUAUUGUUGACUCGUUAUUUUAGCCGAGUUGUCGCUACGCGUUAUGCUCAGCUUGUGUGUGUGUGCGUGUGUGUGUGUGUGUGUGUAUGUGUGUACAUGUGCAUCCUUGGAGUGUAGAAAACGUUUAUAAUUUGAAGUACGCGUUCACAGACAGAACCUUUCCUUCUUGA
Molecule: messenger RNA, 1472 nt
Organism: Sycon ciliatum
Lineage: Eukaryota; Metazoa; Porifera; Calcarea; Leucosolenida; Sycettidae
Product: failed axon connections homolog
Exons: 2
Coding region: 264-1001 (245 amino acids)
Cellular component (GO): cytoplasm
Source: RefSeq, a predicted model, not a curated record